Magallana angulata is the source of this 7325-nucleotide messenger RNA. RefSeq names its product protein prune homolog 2-like. Gene Ontology annotation, cellular component: cytoplasm. Gene Ontology annotation, molecular function: exopolyphosphatase activity. The transcript has 21 exons. The record is from RefSeq and is a predicted model, not a curated record. Bases 232 to 5676 code for a protein of 1814 amino acids. Lineage: Eukaryota; Metazoa; Mollusca; Bivalvia; Ostreida; Ostreidae.
CAUUCCCACUUCCGCUUUGCAUGGGGAAUGUGCAAAGUUGGCGCAGAAAAAAAAGAUCACGCGUGUAGACUUUAAUGUUUACAAUAUCUCCACCUGUGGAAUUUAGUUUACCGAUAAUGUAGGAAUAACCGAAGAUUGAAAUUCUCAUACAGAUUAAUCCCACAGUCACAAAUACAAUAACAAUGUUUUCAUGGAUGAUAGAGACCAACUAGAGGGAAAAAGCUAGAAGCCAUGGAGGAAUUUUUACAGGAAACCAAACAUUUCCUGGAGACAGAUGAUAAAAUACAUGUUGUCAUUGGCAACGAAUCAUGUGACCUUGACUCUGUGGUGGCAGCCUUGACCUAUGGCUAUUUUCUGCACAAGACCUCAUCUUCAAGCCAAACAAGAUGUCUUCCAGUACUGAAUACUCCAAAAUCGCAAUUCCAUCUCAGGACCGAUUCCAAGUAUCUCCUCAGCCAGACAGGCAUAAACCCAGACCAUCUGACCUUCAAAGAUGACCUUGACCUUCAAGACCUCCAUCUCAAGGGCAGACUGUCCCUGACCCUGGUGGACCACAAUGUCUUGGCGGGAGAGCAUGCAUCGCUAGAGGACAGUGUUGUGAUGGUGAUCGACCAUCAUCAGUUGGAGAGGAAGCAUUGCGACAGGGUGAAGGUCGUGCUGGAUAUGGUGGGAUCUUGCUGUACUCUGGUGGCGGGGAUAAUGUUGGACUGUCCAGAAUUUACUCUGUCUCCACAAAUUGCCACCAUGCUGAUCGGAACAAUAUUAGUGGACACUGUUAAUACAAGCCCGGAGGCAGGAAAGACAACUCCGUAUGACCAGGAGAUAUUGGGCCGACUGAUGCAGGCCGUUCCCGACCUCGAUCGAGACAAGCUCUUCAACCAGAUUCAGGAAGCUAAAAACGAUGUCUCCGCCCUUACAACUCAGGAAGUCUUAGAAAAAGACCUUAAAUGUGUCACCCAUAGCAACCAGACAGUGGUGAUGUCAUCAAUUCCUGUGUCUCUGGAAACUUUUUUGCAGCGCUCUGAUGUGAAAGAGGCAUUAGAUGCUAUCAUGCAUGGGAGAAGUGGACAGAGUGUUGUCGUCAUGACAAUGCACAUCGAGUCGGGGGACCCCGAAAGGGAAAUUUUGCUUUUCUCUCACAAUGAAGAGGAAUUGAAAAAGUUGGCAGAGUUCUUGAGGAGUGAUAAAGAUGUCCAACUUGACCUUCAACCUUUGACAUGUGACUUAAAAUACUCAUUUGCAUAUCGCCAGGGAAACGUCAAGGCUUCCAGAAAGAAAGUCUUGCCACUAGUCAAAUCCUUUUUGCAAACAACCUGUAUACCUCAGGAUGAACUCUUGUUGAACUUUGACCCAAUGGGGUCAAAUGUGAGUGCGAGUGCACUUGUAGAUUUUUCUGCUGACUCACCUUCCCUUUCAGUGCCAACCAACUUGGAAAAACCAAGCACCAAUCAAAAUCUGUUAUUUGAUCCCAUAAUGACCGACAAUGCUAAUGCCAACAGCACUGCUACGCAAGAUCUCCUGGGGUUGUUUGAUAGCAGUACGCCCUCUCAGAAGCAACCUAAAAUCAGUGUCACGUUGCCAAAAUCUCCAGAAGGUGGAUUCACUGCAGGCUCCACCUUCCCUGAUUUGCUGGGGGACUUUACAGAGUCUGAUGUGAUGGAAUCACCCCUAAGGACCCCUGAUUUGAUGCAGAGUCUCUCGGAAGCUUCCUCUGGACCUGGCUCGACUGCCAACUCCCGUCCUGGUUCUGAAUUUCCAAGUCACACGGUGACCCCACCAGAGACAGGGACACCCCCCAACAGUCUGAUCUCAUCCGGAUUUCAUCUCCCCAACAACGAAUUCACGCUACCUAGCAUGAACAAUGCGGAAACCAUUGAAAAGAUCCAACAUAAGAAGCAGCAGAUGAUGAGCCACGGAAUGACCACAUCGCGGUUGAGAGGAGACUCCACAGACAGUUGUCCCUAUACGCCACACAACAGUGUGGCAGAUUUUCAGUUUGAUGCGUUCGCCAAGGAACAUAGCUUACGAACUUUGAAUAACUCCCAGAUGGUGCGUGAUGUGGAACAGAAGAGGAAAUCUCUAGGUGGAGAAGUGGAUUUAGUCUCUUCCUCUACAGAUCAGGAGGAGGCAGAGAAUGUUCCUUUCACACCUUGCAACAGUUUUGUUUCGGAGCAGUUCGGUGACUUAUAUAACCGAGAUUCAAGUCUACGCAGUCUUAAUAAUGCAGAAAUUGUGCAGCAGAUUCAGGAGAAGAGAGCUAGUAUGAGUGGGAUUGCAUCCACUGUUUUAGAAGAGGGAGAGGAAAAUGAGGAGGAGUGCAAUGAGGAGAAGAAGAUGGAAGAAGAUGAUGGAGAAGAAGAUGUUGUUCCUUUUACCCCACAGAACAGUUUCAUGGAAAGUAAUUUCGAUAGGUUAGCCAAGGAGCAUAAUUUACCUAGUCUUAACAAUGCAGAUAUGGUGCUAAGAGUUCAACAAAAACGCUCCUCUUUAGGGAACAUGAUGGCCGACCCCGAAGAGGGCAAAGUUAUGUCCCCUGGUGCGGAAGGAGAAGACGAGGACCUCGAGCAGAGUUACUCCCCUUUUACACCUCAGAACAGCUACGUUGAAUCCCACAUGGAGAAGUACGGGAGACAUGGUCUUGACAUGAAUUCUCUCAAUGACCGUCUGCUGGGUAUCGAUCAGGACAAGUCUGUGAUAAAUCCACUGGUGCCAAAUCUACUGGACUUUGACCCUUUGUCAGGAAAACCAGAAAAUGUGGUUGCCAAGGGAAUUGCUCAAGAAAUGUUUAAAGACAAUCAAGAAAAUUCAGUGAACGACUUGCUAGAUCUUAACUUUGGUGAUCAGGAGGAUGAAAAUGGUGAUGGCAGCGGCGGCAGUGAUGGCACAGGGAAUCAUGGGAAAUCCAGUGGCAUUAUGGGAAAAAAUGACAGUCAAGGAGCUCAAGGAGACAGAAGUCAGUCAAACGAGACAUCUCCAAAUAUGGACACCGGACCAGUGGAUGAUGUUGCAUUCUCUUUAGCGGGGAAGCUCAUAGAACAUGUAUUAGAUAACUUUGAACCUAGUGAUCUAUUGGUGGACACGGCAGAAAGUAAUGAGGCGGUCGUUGUCCCUGUUUCUACGGAAACCAAAAAACAGGAAGAGCAAGCAGUAGAAGUAAAAUCUCAAGGACCCCAGAGUUUGUUGGUCCCUGACUCAAGUACUGAUGUGAAGAAAGUUCCCAGCAGUGGCCAGCUCCUUGGCUUGGAAACUGAUUAUCUCUCCAAAGUGGACCUUUUCCAUGGUAACUAUGACCUCAUGAGUAACCAAGGCAACCAGGAGGUGGUGGAGAGUUCAAGUUUCCGCAAAAUCAGCGGAGAGGCUCCGCAGACCGUCCGAGAGGAAAUUCUUGACUCGAUCUCGCGCGAGUCUUUCGACAGAUCUCGAGCAGGAGAGGAAGGUUAUAAAGAGAAUGGAAUUGAGGAGGAGAAUGAAGGAAUGAUGGAAGAAAUCAGGGAGGAUAGAAAGAUAGAAGGAGGAAUGAGUAAAGCAGGAGGUGUGAAAGAGGAGGAGGAGGAAGUUAAGAUUGAGGAGCAAGAGGGCAAAGUUGAGGAGCAGGAGUCUGAUUUGACACAGACAGAGGGGGAAGAGGAAGUUACAGAGAGUGAAAUAGAGCGUACUCAGAGUGAGGAUGGGGAUAGUGCAGCGUCUUCACCGACUCAACAUGUGGCCAGGGAGUUGCUGGAUACAGUCAUCAAAAAUGCAGUAGAAAUUGUCCAAUCAGAAAUGGAAGAGGAAACUGCAUCAGCAAAUCUAAGAAAACCAAAACUUCCCUCCCAGAGUAUCUUCAACUUCGACACAGCGGAUGACAUGGAAGAAUCUGGGUCGUCUCCGUCGGAUGGGUCAUCCCCGACAACGACAGAGGCGAGUUAUCGGCUGUCUUCCCCGGAUUUGACUGAAGGUGCGAACAAUUCUGACGUUAUCGGGAUGGUUUGUUCUGGUCUUUCUAUUGGUAGUAUAAGCAGCGAGAGUCUGUCUUCCUACACUGGAUUCAAAAGUGACGUUAACCUUGAUCAGACGGGCAGGUCGAUGGCGUCCAUGGGAAGUAUAAGUAACGAGAGUUUGUUGUCGUACUCGCACGUCAAGAGCGACAUGAAUCUAGAGGACUUGACACCUGAAAACAAAGAAAAGGUGAAAAAUCCGACAUCUGGAAAAGAAAAGCUGGAAGUGGAGGACUUGAAAGUGAAAACGAAGGUGAUUUUUAAAGUUGACUCGUUCACGGAUGAUAACCUCGAUGAAAACACAGAUAAAGUGAAAGUGAGGGAGAAAGAGAAAGUGAAAGUAGAUUCUGAAAGUAAAAAGGAAGUGUACAUCACCACAGCUGGACGGAUCAGCAUUAAGGUUGAUGACGAGGCCCUGAUGUCGGAUUUGUCGCCAUCAAAAGGUCAGUCUGUGAUGUCAUCAGUGACAGAGGAGAGUUCUCUGGUGACAUCAUCACAGUCCAACGAGGGACUUCCCCUGAUGUCUGUCUCCAGCGAUCCAUUUGAGAGUGUCGAUUCAACUGCCACGGUAACAGAGGAUGAAAAAGAGGUCUUGGUAGAAAGCAAGAAAAAUCCAAGUGAUGAUAUGACGGAAUCAGACAGCAAACUCAAGGAUCGACUGGGAGGUCUUGACCUGGCGGAUGAAUGGCAGGAGGAUGACAUUCCAGGAAUGCCCCCCGCGGAAAACGUGUCCGAUGAUUCCAGUGACUCGGAAGGUUCCCGGUCCAGACAUUCCAGUAAUUCUAGCCACUCCAGUACGGAAAAUCGUCGAGUGAGGAAUACUUCCCUCAGUGCACAUCCGAAGAGGAAGAUCACGGCCAACUUCAGCAUACUGAGCGAUGAUCUGGAGGAUGAUGGGAUGGACCCGGCAGACGGACUGGAGUGGGAAAAUGACACACCCAUUAAACAGACGGAUCCACUCCCAGAAUUCUCAGCUAGGGAAGAGUACAAGGAAGCCAAACUUUGGAAAGGAGUUGAAAUUGGAGGGAAGACCAUGAAGAUUGACCUCAAGGUCAUUGAGCCUUAUAAAAAGGUGUUAUCUCAUGGAGGUUACUAUGGUGAUGGACUUAAUGCAAUUAUCAUAUUUUCGGGUUGCUACCUUCCAGAUAGGAGUAGACGUGAUUAUCAGUAUGUAAUGGAUAACUUGUUCAUGUAUGUGAUAAGUACUCUGGAGACACUAGUUGCAGAGGACUACAUGAUUGUGUAUUUCCAUGGUGCCACCCCUCGACGACAGAUGCCGAGUUUCGGUUGGCUGAAAAAAUGUUACCAGAUGAUUGACAGGAGACUUCGUAAGAACCUGAAAUCGCUGCUGUUAGUUCAUCCAACUCUUUGGUUACGAACCAUUGUUAUGAUGACUAGGCCAUUCAUAAGUGCCAAGUUCUCUUCCAAGCUGAGGUUUGUGCGGUCCCUGUCAGAACUAGGUCAGAUCAUUCCAAUGGAGUACAUCUUUGUCCCAGAGCUAGUGCAACAGGUUGAAGUUUUGUUGGAACAAAAUCCAAAUUUCUUGGAAGAAUAUGACAACAAGGAGAAAAAGAAAGAAAAUGAGAAAAAGAAGGAAGAGAAGAGAAAGAAGAAGGAGGAAGAGAAGAAGAAGAAAGAAGAGAAUAAAGCAGCAUCCAAGGGGAAGGGGGGCUUUAGAAGUUUAUUUAGAAGAAAGUAGUGCAGUACACUUUAAUUUUUUGGUCUCAUUUUAGAUGUAAUUUAAGACAUUUAAAUAAACCCCAGAGAGAACUUAUAACUGAAUAGUAUAUGAUUUUCAAUAUAAUCUAUUAGAGGAAAUUUAUAUCCUAUUUGUGAAUAUAUGUGUUUAAGAUGAAACCAUCCUAGUUGAAGUUUUCAAAUUUAAACCAUGAAGAAAUGACAGAAAGUUAUAGAAACCUUGGAGAUGUUUUGGCAGUAUUUGUCAAUUUACAUAAAUUCAAUAUUCAUGUACUACUAAAAUGCAUUCUUUAAAUAUUAAUUUGGAAAGGUUUACAGUUGGGGCAGCUUUUUAGAGAUGUUUAAAAGAGAUGGAUUUUUAGGCUUUACCUUUUUAAGAUGAACAUCUUUUUUCAACGGUAUAGGAAAAUGUUUAAAAAAAAAAAUAAGGUUAAAUUAUUUAGAUUUCUUUAUUAAAUAACAGUUUAUGGAUAAAAAAAAUAUCAUGUUUAAAAGUUAAGACAGUUCUGAUGUUUGAUUUGUUGACAAUUUAGCUUCCCAAUCUACUCACCUGGAAAUUACCAUAUCUGAUUGGUGAUCAGAAAUGACUACAUGUACAUCUGAGUGACCCGUAAUAUUUUUGUGACUAAAUUCUUCCUGCUGCCUUUUUACUUACAGGAUAUAGAUAAGAAAGAUAAGAAAGUUAUUGUUAUAUAUGUAGAGAAGUUCAUUAAAAAAAAUAUGACUGGUAGAUUAUUUGACAAAUAGAUUUGUGAAACUGUGAUUUAUAAUUCAACCCAUGAAAAAGUGCUGAUUUAGAACUUUUUGUUGUUGUUGUAUUUUUUCAAUUUCUGUCAACCCUGAUGUGAGAUGUUCUUUUAACAUGGGAACUGUAUAUGUAAGGUGUGUGCUGUUAAUUUUAUUUUUAAAAAUGAUACAAAACCAAUCAAUAUCCUGGUUUCCUCAAUAUAGUGCUUACAAUGAGAGUUCUGUUCAUGUUUAUCAUUGUAUGUAUAUUGUUCCUCAAUCUUUUUAUCAUUUUCUGUUGAACCAAUGUAAAUAUAAAGAACAUAUUGAUAUGUUAAUAUUGAAGAUGUGAUAAAAAAAAAAUCAUGUUUCCUAAGAUUAAUUAAUUUGGUUUGUUAUUGUUUUAGUUCUGUCUACAAUUGUAACCUUCACAUUUUUAUAGUUGAUGCUUUGAUAGAAACUUUAUACCUUGUGACUAUAAAGGUCAGAGGUGAAUGAAGUGUUUACCUGAAGGUCAAGGUUAAAUUGAAUGUUUAAGGUUCAGUUGGUUACGUAUUGCUUUGCUAUGUGGCAUUACAUGAAACAUCUUAAAUUUUGCAGAUUUUGGUCCUUUUUCCUUCUUUCGUUCUAAAUUGAAAGAUUUUGAAUGUGUGCUAAAUGACAUCAGCUUGUUUGUAAUCUUUUUUUUUUUUGCCAGCACAAGCUCAAUUCAUUAGUGAAAAACACACAGCUGAUAAAGCUUAUAAAAUGUUUAUUCAAUCAAUAUCAGCAUUAACGUUUUAUACAUUUUUUUGUGUUUAUUUCCCACAUCUUUGCAUACUAAAAAGGUUACUAGUAAAAAAAAAUUGGGCAUAUACUUGUUUUUAUGUUUUGCUUCAGUAAUACUCAUCAAUGCUUAAUAUGAAUUAUAAAUUACAUGUAGUU